AUGUCGAAAAUGAAGCCAGCGAAUACUGGUUCAAACCCUAUCACUGCCCAGCGAAAUUCCAAGAGCAAGAGUCUAACGAAAUGCCGGAAUGGUCAGACGCUGAGCUAUCCUCAAAACUGCACUCCUAUAACAUUUUGUCUCUUCCUUCUGAUUGUUAUUCAUGUGGUGUUGGGAUUACUAGUAUUCUCAGAAGUACUCUGA
Molecule: messenger RNA, 201 nt
Organism: Cylicocyclus nassatus
Lineage: Eukaryota; Metazoa; Nematoda; Chromadorea; Rhabditida; Strongylidae
Source: the annotation of a GenBank genome assembly